Molecule: messenger RNA, 944 nt
Organism: Cyprinodon variegatus (sheepshead minnow)
Lineage: Eukaryota; Metazoa; Chordata; Actinopteri; Cyprinodontiformes; Cyprinodontidae
Gene: m17
Exons: 3
Coding region: 22-672 (216 amino acids)
Biological process (GO): ciliary neurotrophic factor-mediated signaling pathway; negative regulation of neuron apoptotic process
Molecular function (GO): ciliary neurotrophic factor receptor binding
Source: RefSeq, a predicted model, not a curated record
GAUUGUGAGACACAGAGGAGAAUGAAUGGUCAUGUAAAGAAUAUGCAUUUUCAACAGCAUGUGGAAAGAGCAGCAACAUUACUCUGCUUCCUGCUGCUUCUGGCUGUUGAUACAACAAAAACUGUGGAAGCAGGCAAAAACCAGGGGUGUGAUUCUGAUCUGCAAAAGACUCAGAAGCUCACCAGACUAAUACAUAAGCAAACCGGUGAUCUGAUCAAAGCAUAUAAAGCAUCCGAAGGAGAAAUGGCACAGCUUUUCUGCAAGGCUUCAAGGAGCGACAUCCCUGACCCAAACAUCUCUGGGCUGGAACCCUCAGAGAGGAUGGCAAGCAUAUACACACAGCUUCAAGCCUUCUCACCUCACCUGAAGAGGGUCCAAGAGCAGCAGAUGGACUUGCAGCCCCCCAAAAGCCUGCUUCUCGAUCUAAUUCAAAAAGUGAGAGAUUACAGCGUGAGGCUUACUUCUAGCAUUAACAACUUUUACCACAACUUCUUCCCAAACCUGCCUUUACCGGAUCCGGCAGGUGGACCCACGACACUACCACUGCCCCAGAACAUCUUCCAGCAGAAGAUAUACGGCUGUGUGGUGCUGACGACCUACAAGAAGCUCCUGAAUAACAUUUCAAAAGACAUGAGGACACUGAAAAUCAAAGUCUGCACGAGGGCAAGAUAAAGUUGAUUCGACCCCUUUACAUGACAUGAGGCUGGCCUUUGUAGGUCAGUAUCCAGCAGCACUUUACUUAUAAUAAACGACUUAUAAAAAGAUAAUUACGUUUGAAGAUGGCAGGUACAUCAGAAUAGUAUUGCCUAUUUAUGGUAUUUAAUAUUUAUUUUCUCCAAGUGUUCCUGGAAAGAGAAAUUUUGCUAAAAGUGUGAUAUAAUUAACAGGCUAAUUGUGUCUUGUUUUCUAAUUUAAAUGUUUUUUGCUGUACACAGAACUGUAAA